Messenger RNA from Durusdinium trenchii, 4575 nucleotides. NCBI's taxonomy places the organism in Eukaryota, Dinophyceae, Suessiales, Symbiodiniaceae. The record is from the annotation of a GenBank genome assembly.
AUGUCUCAGGAAAUGUUUGCCAAUGAGAUCCCGGUACCAGUGGCCGUCAGCGGGAGAAUGUGGCACCCAUUGGAGACAGGGCUGAUUGGUAUGCCAGAGGUGCCCCAGGUCAUCAUUCGAGGGCCCUAUGAUAUGGGCGGCUGUGGCGAUUUGGAGGUCAUCGCAGACACGAGCUCCCUGAGUGGAGGACGGCGCUGGAAGAGCGUUGUUUGGGAGUGUUUGGAGACAAGGCCUGAUGGUACGUUGCCUCAAGAAAGCCAGGAUCGUUUGUACUCUGCUUGUCAGACACGGAUUACUCCCUUGAUGGCGCAAAAGCCAUGGUGUGGACUAGACUUCAAACCAAAAGGUGUGGCACAGACGUGUGAACUUCGAGUUGUCAUUCCUUCUUCCACCUGGUGCGGGUUGUCACAACUGACUGUUGGUGUGACACUCACAAGGGCUGAUGGCUACAAAGCCUAUGGUAGGUGGACCACGCGCAUUUUGCCACUGACGCGCAUUCCUGCGGCUGGUGCUGUAGGCCCUACAGAGGUGACCGUCUCUCCACAGCGCUUACAGGGCCACCCAGUGAACAGGCUACGUUUGGAGGUGUCGAGUGAGAGCGAUGCUCAAAUGAUCGGCCGCUGCUCGUGCAAUCUCACUCGGGCACCCAACCCAGAUGGCUCAGAGAGCCGUGUGGUGGUUGAUUGGUACUAUGGCGAGGUGAAGAACGGGAUGGAGCCCCGGCUCUUCGAAAUGACAAAGAUUUUGUCUGACGAGAGUGCAAGUGCCAACGUUUUGGAGAUCCAAUUGCGUGGAGAGCUGAUGAAGCCGAACAGCCAGUGGCUUUUCUAUGCCCGUGUAGCAUAUGCGAUCCACGGAGCUGAAGAGGGCUCUUACGUGCCAUUCCACAUCUCCGUGGGUCCUUUAGAAGCGCCAAUGGUAAAAGUCAACGGCCCAUAUCGUGCAAACAACGAGCAGUGCUCCUUCGUUUUGGAUGCCUCUGGUAGUCGUGCACGUGAAAUCAUGUAUUCCUUGGACACGUUGGGUCGACGACUCACAGAGGGCGAGGCACGAAUGCUGCAAAACUCUAGCUUGCCAGAUAUCAAUUCCGGGCUGCAGUAUAUGUGGCGCGUGAGACAGCUGGCAGCUGGAAGUGAUGACCAGCAGGACCUCAUUGUGCCGAGUGCUAUGGUCGAAAUCGCCGAAAUUGAGAACUCGCGCAGUUCGCAGCUAUUAGUCAAACAGGCAUUGCUGAAAGAAGGUCUUUACGUCUUCACAGCGGAGGUGUAUGAUGCGCUGUACCCAAGUUUGGUGGCAGCAGUCAACACCACUGUGCUUGUGGACAAGAAGGAGAACCUGCCUGUGAUUAUGGCGGAAGGCCCAUCGGCAAAGAUUGGCCCGUCAGAUCCUGUGGAAGCGACCUUCAUUCAAACAUGCAUUGUGCAAACUACAAAGUCUGACAUCGAGAGAACGCAUGUGGUAUUGUUGAUGCGCGGCAUCAUGGGCCAACCCCGCAGCUAUAUGCGGGCAUACAAAGAGCUCACGUGGACCUACAAGAUCAGGGACAUUGCCGGAGGUGUUAGCAAUUCGCUCUGGAUAUACACCUCAGCGGAUCGAGCUGACCUGCAAGCGGGCUUUGUUUAUUCCUACAGGCUUUUGACAUCCUCCUUGCCGAAAGAAUCGUUCAAGCUAAGUGAGUACAAGGAUGAGCUUUUGAAAGCAGGCCACAGUUCAGAGGGGCCAUUGAGAGACUUGGGUGUGCAGCCAACCACAGAUGUGGAAUCCAUUGCAGUCCUGCAAGUCGACACCGAACCCUUUGGCAUGCAUUGGGGGCCAUUUGCUGGCACUUUGGAUGUGCUGGAUCCUGUUGGGCGUAUCGGCAUCGCGAUGUCUGAUGUGUUCCGACUUCAGCAAGCUUGGGCAACAGAUAUGCCACCGCUGGAGUACACAUUCUACUAUGGCGAGGUGCCAGAGGAGAAGCGAUCAGACUUCAUGGCAGAGCUUGGCAACUUUGAGACCGACAUUUUGACGGACCACAGGUUGUCUGCCCUGGUGCCGGAGAAUGCUAUGGUGCCACUGUCUGAUUGGUCGCAAUCACCAACUCUAGCGCUGCCACUUAAGGAAGGCAUGUACGUCUUCGAAGGUCGCGCGAGAGACGCUACCGGACUCGAGGCUAAGAAGUACAUGGUCGCGUGGUCUCAUCCAGCCUAUGUGGAAAGAGUAAUCACAAGCUACGACCGAGUCACGCACCUGGAGGCCUAUAUGCGCCGAUCAAGACAGGCGAUCCUUCAGGUCCGAGCUUUCAACCGUGGCUCGGUGUCAGUUGUGCCGGUUUGCGCAGCAGUUUUUGCUCUACCAGACAUGUACGAUUACGAUUUCAGGUCCAUGGUAGAAUGGAAUCCAGCCAGUGGAUUGCCAAUGCCUAAUUUGUCCCAGCCAAUCUAUGGAGCACCGAUUGUCUCGCGAGAGACACGAAGUGAGGUCAUCGCGUACCUUCGAGACAUUAUGGGGGUGUUGUACGAUAUCAUUUACGCGUUGGAGCCUGAUUCACUGGGGGCUGACACUCGCAGGCUUCAGGAGCAGUAUUGGAAGGACACCACCUCAAACCUGUCUACACCGCUUCACAUGGAGGUAGUUGCGGGUGCACUGGCACACUUGUCAGCGAAUCUCGCGCCCAUCGGUGAUCCAGAGCUUUUCGUGUUCCUCGGGACUUUGACUUCAGGGCUUGUGGAGCGCGUGCGUGGGGCACGAGGAGACAUCAGGAAAGCUGGCAACGCUCCACAAGACUUGGUCAAGACCCUGUCCUACUUGCUCGCCAGCACUAGGCCGAUCGACAAGCCACGGGAAGGGGUCUUGAGUCUGAACAUCUCAGAGAAUGUGCAGGCCCGGCUCAGUUCUGAGAUCAUUCGCACAGCUGUGGCUCUUGGAGAUGUUAUGGCAGCGAUUGCAGAUCCUGGUGGCCCACCCACUGCAAUUAAACAAGCGAUGCCGAAAGGAGAGUUCAUGAAUGUAGUAGAUGGAGAUCUUGUGGUCACCAUCAUCAAGAAGAAACUAAUUGACAUCAUAGAGGACGGUGUUCAAACACAACCGGACUACCAGAGCAUGCUGCGUUGGAUCUACCCCCAAAUCAACAUUGCAGGUUUGGGACCACCUGGAGCUGAUGGCAUAGCGUGGGCAGGGGAUGCAGAUAUUCUCUUCAACGAGGCUGCCAAGCAGUGCCAAGAGGCACAAGAGGACUUCUUGCAAACGAUCACUAUGACGACCAUCUCGUGGCCGAUCAGCCCGUUCCUCUACGCCACCGGCUCCUUGAUCGGAAUGAAUGCCAAUGUCACAGUGCCGUACACUGUCCAAAUGCGCUCCUGUGGUCAACCUGUCGUUCUUCAGGGUGCCUCCGGCAAGAUUCAGCUCACCUUCCGCCUCUCCCCGGAUGUAGUGCGUGACCGCCGCUGGGGGUAUGGUGACAAGACUCCGUACCGAGUGGCUUGGUGGGAAGACAGAGAGGAUAUCACCGCGCAGGGAGAGCGCAUGCGAAGAUGGACUAUCCAUGGGUGCAAAACUUCCUGGAGUCGAACACAGGAGGACAUUGUAACAGCACAGUGCGAUCGGCUUCCUAGUAGCCAAGGCUCUGUCAUGGCGGUCGAGCUUGUGCCUCGCCCGGUCAACAUAGUCCAGGCCGCUCCUGCGCGGAACAGGAACGUGCACAAUAUCAUCUCCUACACGCUGUUUUGCUUUAUGAUCCGUUGGACCAUUUUGUUGGUCUGGGCCUAUAAAGCUGAUGUGACGUUCUGGCCAUCCGAAAAGCAGCUAAUGAAGCUCCUCUACUUGCCGUGGGAGCGGAAGUGGCGUGAACGUCUGCGUCGUGGACGAUUACCUCCAGCGGAGCCGAUCACAUGGAAUCCAUUGAUCAAUGACUUUUGGUUUCAGACCAAGAUGCUGUGGAUUGAACGCUUGAUUGCCCUCUUCUGUGCCAUCAAAGCUCUCAGGGGGUCUGAACUCUUCUACUCAGUCGAGGUCAGAGAGCUGAUGAAAAUGCGUUCUGGAGAUCGUGACGUCACCUACGAGAGGUUCGUGGAUUCCAUGAAUGAUAAGGACCAGCGCGAAAAAAUCCAGUACGUGAAGGAGCAACGAAGUCUAGCUGCAGUGGAAGGACGGAAAGCUGCCUGGCAAGACAAGGCAGCCGUUGAAGCAUUCCAGGAUCAGGAGGUGCCAGCCAGCCGUCGCUUACCCUUGCACCAUGAAGGACAGCAUGGUGCUCCAGAGCCUGGUGCUUCUUUAGCGGGUAUACCUGGUGGUGGCAGCAAGGAGGAAGACACCUCAGGGGAAGAUGAACUCCGAGCUGCAGUCAUGGCAUCGCUGGAAGCUGCGAAAAAUAGCCAGGAAGUGAUUCUUCCAGCAGGUUGGGAGAUGCAAACAACGCCUGAAGGGCAUGAAUUCUAUGUCAACCUUCGCGCGAACUUGACCCAAUGGCAGGUGCCAAAGUUGCCACCGCAUUGGGAAGAACGCUUUUCAAGGAAAGGAGAGGUCUUGAACCUCCAAAGAGAGAUCAAGACUUGGAUUCACGUGCACUCCGCACGAUGGCAAUCAAGAGGUCAAUGA